Mya arenaria is the source of this 5745-nucleotide messenger RNA. RefSeq lists its product as uncharacterized. Gene Ontology annotation, cellular component: membrane. Gene Ontology annotation, molecular function: protein binding; G protein-coupled receptor activity. NCBI's taxonomy places the organism in Eukaryota, Metazoa, Mollusca, Bivalvia, Myida, Myidae. The record is from RefSeq and is a predicted model, not a curated record. The transcript has 25 exons. Bases 1 to 5055 code for a protein of 1684 amino acids. Gene Ontology annotation, biological process: G protein-coupled receptor signaling pathway.
AUGGAAGUUGUUUUGGAGAAAAGCCUUUGGCCUACUGAACCUUACCUUUUGCCUAGGUCAAAAUACGGAUGUCCAGAAGUUGCAUCAAAAGGAUGGCAGAAUGGAUAUAUCAUUAUGACAUUGAACCAAUCGCUGCAUUCUUUCUACCAAUCAGAUGCAUUUAUGGAGAAUAUCACUGGCAUAUUUGACGUAUCUUACAUUGAUACCAACAAUCUAAUUGAAGCAUAUGAUAAAGGCAACUUUUUCCGAAUGGAUUUCUGUUACAAAGAUCAAACCACGGCUGUAAAGGAACAUGCUGCGUGGCCAACAGGCAAAUAUCAAAUAUAUUCUGCGGACGGCAAAUGUCCAACUGGUUUUACGACCGGAACUGUGUCUUUAUACCUGCCUCCAGUAAACACGUGGAAUGCAGAUGGACAGCUGCCCUACUUUGUAUUCACCGAGGAAACGAACUUUACUUAUUUGCGUAUUUCUGUCUGCAAUAAAGACAUGCACAACACAAACGACUUUAAUGGAAAUUCACCAUUUAUGCUUAUCAAGCAUGACAAAUAUGACUGCCCAAACGAUGGUGAGAAUUCGACUGCUAAGAUAGUAUCUGUCCAAGACGUCGUUGCUUCGACCGACAGCAACACUCUCGCACCUUUUCGGCUCUGCUUGAUUACCCCAUUCCCUAUGCAUGGUCCAGGACCGGACAUGUGUGCCAAAGAACUAGGAAUCGAAGACGAAAGCGUCAAAGCGUACCAGCUUAGUGCCAGCUCCCACAUUGAGGGACACGAGGCUGUGAAUGCCAGACCGAGGCUGAGAGGAUGCCGCGAUAUAUAUAUUAUUGCUGGUAUUGGAAUGGUAAAUGCAAUUACAAAUAGACAGCGUUUUACGAUUUCAUACGAAGCAAUUUCGGCCAACGAUAGUGACGAAAAUGAACAAGCAUAUAAAUGUUCUCCACACACCGGUCAGUGCUAUUCGUUCCACGUGUACGAAUACCGGACUUGGAUUGAAGCUAGCGAAUACUGCUCCUCCCAGAACAAAACCCUUGUGACGAUUUGGAACAAAGAUGAGCUGAUGUUUAUGAAGAGCAUGCUGCGAAAUUUGCAGUCGAGGCUAUCUGAACACAUCAUUCGUGGUGGUGCCUACAUGUCGAUGUAUAUUGGAUUAUUUCGGUAUGUUGACGACGAAGGUAAUCUACGAGAGUCAUGGGUUGAUGGGCGACCUGUUUAUUUCAAUGCCUGGCAAGCGUCUGAGAGGACAUCUAUGGCCCCUAAUGCAAAUAUACACGAAUGUGCAGUUAUUGAUCUUACUUUGGACUUUAAUCGGACUGACAUCUGGAGGCUCGACUUAUGCACGACAGAAGUUGUUGGCCGUGGAAGUAUGAUGCAUGGCUUUGCAUGCGAAUCAAGGCAAAGUAUUUCAGAUGAACACUUUAAGAAUGAUUUUUCAACAAAGGAAAGUUUUGAUUUUCCUAUUAAAAUGUCGCAUCUGUUAUUCCGUUGUGAUUCUGGCGAGACGGUUUCCAAUCUUGCAGUUUGUAACGGUUUACCGGAAUGUUUUGACCAGACAGACGAAAGGAAUUGUUCAGCGAAGGAAAAGUGCGAUGAUGGGUAUUUCAAAUGCGACAGUGGCGAGUGUAUUAAGAUCAGCCAAGUUUGUGAUUUCAUCCAAAACUGUGUGGACGCCUCUGAUGAAUUCUGUGAUUUUCCUCGUUGUAAUCCGGAUUCAGAAUUCACAUGCAACAAUGGUCAAUGUGUUCCAAAAGAAGACCGAUGUGACGCCAGCUUUCAAUGUUUGGACAAGUCUGAUGAACAUAACUGUGCUUUCUGUAACGACGAAAGAGCAUUUGAAUGCUCCAAUAGACAAUGUAUACCAAAGCAGUACAUCUGCGAUGACGUAACAGACUGUUUGGACCAAUCAGAUGAGAAAAACUGUCAUGACGAUGCUUAUGUCACUUGCGAUGAUGUCUUAGCGGAAGGCCAUACAAGUAGCGGUCUUUAUUACAUGAAAAAAAGUGGGCCUCAGAUACAUUGCCACUUUGAUAAGUACAACAAAACGAUUCGAACAGUUUAUCUCAACAUCGAUUGGAAGGGUGAAUAUUUAUACAAAAACAAUGGCUUGGGUGCAAAGUUUGUACCUUCCUUUCGUUUUGAGGAAGCGUUCAUAUUUAUGACGAAUGCGACUCGGAGUGGGUACGUGUGUUCUAUGGAGUUCCCGUUUAAAUUCAUUCCUGAAAUAAAAGAAGUUAUGAAGGUGGAGUAUGCGCUGAACGACACAUCCUUCGAGGAAAUAGACGAGUUUCCUAGUGGUAGAAUUUCUAAUUUGGUUCAGGACUUUGCGACACGAAGGGGAAUUAAUCUUGGUCCAACGAUGGAGGAAACAGCCAUAUUUAUGCUUGGAAAUCCGAAGGGCAAUGCAUACUUAGAUGUUGUCGAGCAGAAAAAGUCAAUUGUUGUAAGCUAUCGUGGAGAUUUUGAUGACAAAGUCUUUCGAUUUGAUAUAGGACCUAUUGUCUGUGAAAAGGAAUCCGACGCAUUCCUUCAUAACGGAAGUGACGUUUUUCCUUGUGGAAACCAUCAACAGCCAGCAUUAUUGUUAAAUCGAUGUCAUUUGUCGCAUGAUAGCAACGGACAUAUGCAGGGUUGCAGAAAUUUUGAACACCUUCAAAAUUGUGAUUCCUUUGAGUGCAGAAAAACAUUCACCAAAUGUCCUGGGAGUUUCUGUAUUCCUUCUUCCUAUGUUUGUGACGGUAAAGUGGACUGUCCGAAUGGCGAUGAUGAAAAGUUCUGCGGAUGCGAAGAGGAAAACAAGACGAUUAUCGUACUUUCCUACGGAUACAUUCGGGCAGACCAUGAGCUAGCCUUUAAAUUUGCAAGCAAAUUUGUCAACGAUCAUCGUCCGGCAUACGUAUUGAAAGUAAUGAGAGAAAGAGGCACGCUCCAAUAUGAACUGUUUGAAAGGAGGUUCCCGAGCGAUCAUAUUGCAAUCAGUGGAUUAUGGGCAUCGACCAAUUCAACCUACGUGGUGGAAUUCCUUUCCAUAUCUUCAAACGUGUUGGUAUCAUUCUUACCGACGCAGCCGUACAACAAUUUAGAAUAUGAGCUCCUUUACAAUAGCACCAAGAUCACCGGAAAUGCAUCGUUUUAUCGCAUAGUGAAUGAAGAAACAUCAAGUUUGUUACGAAAUCAGAAUCUAUCAGACACUGACAAUACCUUACCUUUUAGCAUUACAGAAGUAAGAAUAUCGAGCAGAAAGCUAGUAGUUUACUAUGGAUGGAAUCUUAUACCGAAUGUGUGUACAACAAGCAGUACAUAUACUCGAUGUGUGAACGGAUACAGAUGUGCCAGGAGUCUUGUCUGUUUAAAUUUGAACCAGAUUUGCGACGGUGUUGUCCAAUGUCCGAAUGGAGAUGACGAACGGUUAUGCAAUUACCAGUGUCCACAAAAUUGCUCAUGCGAAGACCUUUCUAUUGUUUGCAGUGAUAGCAACAUUGGAUGGGAAGACGUUAAUACAUUCCCUGAUCAAAUUAUGACACUUAAAGUAGGUCCAACUAAUGACGAUAAUGUCAUGAACAUUAGAAAGUUUUUCUACUAUUUGGUUUCACUUAAUGUUUCUUACAGCGGUAUUAAAGAGGUAUCAGGCUCAUCACUUAAUUAUCUUCCAAAUAUCAAGGUUCUUGAUAUAUCUUACAACAAAUUAAUAACAGUGAAGCGAAAUACAUUUGUCACUCUAAAAUAUUUGACAAAACUCGUUAUAAAAGGAAAUAAAUAUCUUCUUUCAAUCGAGCCAGGGGCAUUUAAUAAUUUGAAGGUGGAUGCACUAUCAUUUUACCGAUGUGGUUUAAUGAGCAUAGAAGAAGAAACGUUCAAAGGUCUAAAACUGAAAGAACUUGAUCUGUCUCAAAAUAAUAUCCGUACCGUCAGCGACUUGGCAUUUAAAGAUGUUUCUGUACAUACACUAAAUCUCGCGGAUAACCCGUUGUCACAAUUUGGAAAGGACAUGUUCCAAGGAGUUCGUUCUUUAUCAGAACUGCAAACACCAUCAUUUAAAUUUUGUUGCAUUCGGCCUUCUUAUCUUUUGGAAGAAAAGUGCUAUCCGCAUCGCGACGAAAUUUCGUCAUGCGAUGAUUUGAUAGUUAAUUCUGCACUUCAGGCACUUUUAUGGGUAAUAGGCAUUCUUGCUGUUUUAGGAAACAUUUUGUCAUUGCUAUUUCGAUUUCUGUAUGAUCGACAAAAGUUGAAAAAAGGAUAUGGAAUAUUUGUGUCCAAUCUUGCAUUAGCGGACUUAUUAAUGGGAUUAUACAUGCUUAUAAUAGGAAUCGCAGAUACGAAAUUUAGAGGAAGGUACAUAGAAUUUGACGAGAGUUGGCGCACAAGUGCGUGGUGCCAUCUGGCUGGUGUGUUAUCAACACUUUCAUCAGAAGCCGGUGUACUUUUCAUUUGCCUGAUCACCCUUGACAGAAUAUUGGUGAUCAAAUAUCCGUUUGGUCAGGUACGGUUUUCUACUGCUUCUGCUGUAAUGACUGCCAUAGGAUGUUGGACAGUUGCAUUCCUGGCGGCUACUAUUCCUUUGGUUCCCGGUUCAUACUUUGACGGGAGGUUUUACACGUCGAGAGCCGUUUGCACAGCCCUUCCUUUAACAAGGGAUCGACAACCGGGAUGGUCUUAUUCCAUCGCCAUGUUUAUUGGAUUUAACUUCGUGUCUUUUAUCUUCAUUGCGUUCGGACAAUCCUGGAUAUUUUAUGAGAUAAGAAAAGCAUCCUCUCGAAGAAAACACAUGAAUGUCACAAUAUCUAAUGAUAUGAAAGUGGCCAGGAACCUAUUGAUGGUUGUUACUACCGACUUUCUGUGUUGGUUUCCGGUUGGUUUAAUGGGAAUGCUUGCAUUGUUUGACGUACCUAUACCCGGAGAAGCAUAUGCAUGGACGGUCGUUCUAGUAUUACCGAUAAAUUCUGCAUUAAACCCAUUUUUGUACACUUUAUCAAUACUCUUAAACCGAGAACCAGCGAAAAGAAAAGGAAAAGGAUAUGGCUCCCAUAUCGCUACAGAUAGAACAGAAAUGUCUACACAGUAGCAGCUUUCACCAGGGCGUUGUAACACAGGUUUAAGUUGAAACGAUUUGUGUAUAAGGUGUGGCAUUAUGAACAUUAUUGAUGUUGGAAAUAAGUGCAGUGAUGAGAGCUUGUUAGCAGACUUAACCCCGGGGGAAUCAUUAAAUGAUUAUAUUGACUUUUCAAAAGCGUGAUGCUCUAAUUAUAUGAAUACAUUAAUAUUAUUGUAUAUAUGUUUCAUGUUAUUGUUGUCAUUUGUUACCCCUGGUCUUAUACCAUGUGAUUCUAAAAUCCGAUGGAUAAAUAUUCACUCAUUGAAGCUAGUUACUUUUUAAUAAAUCCGGACAUAUAUUGUUGUCUGCUAGGCGUUUCACUGUAGUCUCAAUUGAUUGUAGUCAAUUGUAUCAUCGCGUAGUGCAGGUACAUCAACUAUUCCGACAGCAUUGUAUAUAUGUUCAUUAAACUACAUAAUGCACAUGAGUAUGUACACGCCUUGAUUAACAAUUAUAGUGAAGUGUUCACUUGAGCAAAACAGAGACUGGUAGUUUAUACUCAUAUUUGCAUAACUGUGGUAUUUGUUUUGACAUCUUCAGUGGGUUGGCAUACAAUAAGGGGGCCAUGUCGAUGUUUUGCUUGACCCUUACACGUUUAUACUGUUUAUAGAAUGUACUUAUGUCGUUGUUCUUUGUAUAUUUUUUGUAAAAACUGUUUUC